AUGGCAGAUUAUCGCCAUUAUCCUCUCUCAAAUGACGUCGACAACAGGAGUUAUGCUGCAGAGAAAGAAGAGGAGAACCGAUCGGGGGAUGUGAUCUCUCACCUCGCAGACCCAUUUGGGGAUGAACAUGAUGCCGAAAUUAAGUAUCGGACGUUACAAUGGUGGCAAUGCGGCAUGAUCAUGAUCGCGGAGACCGUCUCCCUCGGUAUUCUGUCUCUUCCGUCGGCUGUCGCAGUCCUAGGUCUGGUGCCUGCGAUCAUUCUUAUUGUCGGACUCGGUAUAGUCGCAACGUACACUGGAUAUGUCAUCGGCCAAUUCAAACUCAGAUACCCGCAAGUACAUAGUAUGGGAGAUGCUGGCGAGGUGAUGUUCCAUCCUCUUGGUCUAGCUCGCUUUGGUAGGGAGUUCUUGGGAACGGCGCAACUGCUUUUUCUCAUAUUUGUCAUGGGCAGUCAUAUCUUGACUUUCAGUGUUAUGUUGGAUACAGUCACAGACCAUGGGACUUGCUCGAUUGUAUUUGGGAUCGUUGGCUUAGUUGUCUCCUUCGUUUUUGCCUUGCCUCGAACUCUUCGCAAGGUUUCGUGGUUCUCGUUUGCUUCCUUCGCAAGCAUCAUUGCCGCACUCCUGAUUACUAUGAUCGCUAUUGCUAUCCAGCGCCCCGGUGAUGGCAAAGUAGAUGCGACUACAACAGUCAGCCUGUCAAAGGCAUUCUUAGCAGUGACGAAUAUUGUAUUUGCUUAUGCUGGGCACGUGGCUUUCUUCGGCUUUAUUUCAGAGAUGGAGACUCCAACGGACUAUCCUAAGACCCUCUACAUGCUCCAAAUAACCGAUACGAGUAUGUAUGUGAUAGCUGCUGUUGUUAUAUAUAUCUACGGUGGGAAGGAUGUGCAGUCACCCGCCCUGAGCUCGACAAAGCCAAUAACAGCAAAGAUUGCAUAUGGAAUUGCCAUUCCUACGAUUGUUAUAGCCGGUGUUAUCAACGGGCACGUCGCAUCAAAAUACGUUUACGUCCGUCUUUUCCGAAACACAAAUCACAUGAAGCAGCGCACAUUCCUCUCGAUCGGGUCCUGGGUUGCGAUCAGUCUUGUGUUAUGGGUGAUAGCCUGGAUUAUUUCAGAGGCAAUUCCUGUUUUCAAUACUUUGCUGAGUCUGAUCACUUCCCUUUUUGCUAGCUGGUUUACCUAUGGUCUGAGUGGUAUAUUCUGGCUGUUCCUGAAUCGAGGCCAGUAUGGGGCGUCCUGGAAAAAAAUGGUUCUGACUGUUGUCAACCUGGUGGUUAUCGGGAUUGGUGCUUGCUUGUGCGGCAUGGGCCUUUGGGUUUCCGCAACGAGACAGACAGCGACAAAGUUCGGCGUCUCCAUGGAAGUCACGUUGUUGGCUGUCAGUUUGUUCGUUCUGGGCUUCGCCUUUGGCCCUAUCAUCUUUGGCCCCCUUUCUGAACUGUACGGCCGGAAGCUACCGUUGUUUCUGGGCAUGUUCGGCUUCGCAAUCUUCCAGAUUCCCGUAGCCGUAGCCGAGAACUUGCACACUAUCUUCAUAUGUCGCUUUCUGGGCGGAACCUUUGCCAGUGCACCUCUUGCCAUUGUAAAUGGCAUUUUGGCCGAUAUGUUCGAGCCCGUGGAGCGAGGGAUUGCAAUGGCCGUCUUCGCUGCGGCAGCCUUCAUCGGCCCGGUAGCAGGGCCAAUCGUCGGUGGAUUCAUAACAAUUUCAUACCUGGGCUGGCGCUGGACAGAGUACAUUACAGCUAUCUGGGCAUUUGCUAUCUCCAGCAUCGGGAUCCUGGUUGUCCCCGAGACGUUCGAGCAAACUUUACUCACACAACGCGCUAAGCGACUUCGCACCAAAUCCAAGAACUGGGCUCUUCAUGCGAAGGCAGAAGAAAAGGUAGUCAGUUAUCAAGAUAUUGCAGUACAAUAUCUCCUGCGCCCGUUCCAGAUGCUUGUGCAGGAACCCAUUCUUCUGCUUAUUACCUUGUACAUGGGUUUCAUAUAUGGCUUUCUGUACACUUGUUUUGUGGCCUAUCCGGUCUCCUUCCAAGAACAGCGUGGGUGGAAUGAUGGCAUUGGAGCGUUGCCGUUCGUUGCUUUCAUUUGUGGUGUCUUUUGCGGUUGUUUGAUUAUCAUUGCAUUUUCAUUGACGCGGUAUCGAACGUUCAUACUCCGCAAUGGCCGAGUUCAGCCAGAGGAGCGGUUGAUUCCUAUGAUUAUUGGAGGUAUUUUGUUGCCCGUGGGGAUGUUUUGGUUUGGCUGGACGUCAGAUCCUCACAUAAUUUGGGUUCCACAAGUUAUAUCUGGGGCAUUCUUGGGGUCGGGGGUAUUAUUGAUCUUCCUGCAGGGGCUGACUUAUAUCGUCGAUGUGUAUCCGAUGUAUACAAACUCUGCAAUGGCAGCAAACUCCUUCUUUCGGUCAUGGCUGGGGGCUGGAUUUCCGAUGUUCGCACCACCAUUGUUUCAUAACUUGGGCGUCGACUGGGCGAUGACUUUGCUAGGUUGUCUGACCGUCGCGUUGUUCCCUGUGCCCAUUGCGUUUUUCAUAUAUGGGCCGAAAAUACGCUCAUGGAGUGUGAUGGGAGGUCUGUUGACCCUGGAAUCCUUCGCCGAGACCUUUCCGCAGAUGAACACUCUCACUGCAACCGCCGCACAAGAGAAGUAUAACUCGACUAUUCAAGGCACGGUAGUCGCACUAUAUACCGUUGGUGGAAUUUUUGGUUCACUAUCAUGCAUUCAAUUCGGUGACAGGCUCGGCCGCCGGAAGGUCAUCCUGUUCACCUCCUUCAUUUCGAUAAUUGGCGCUGUCUUGAUGGCAACGUCCUUUUCACUUGCACAAUUUAUCGUUGCACGACUCGUCCUCGGAUAUGGAACUGGCGGUUACGUGGCUACAGUACCCGUCUGGCAGUCCGAGAUCUCAAAGCCCAGCAAGCGUGGUGCUCACGUAGUAACUGACGGCAUCUUCAUCGGUGCCGGUAUCGCCUUCUCUCUCUGGGUCGACUUCGGCUUUUACUUCGUUAAGACCAACUCGGUUUCCUGGCGAUUCCCCUUGGUCUUCCAGGUCCUGCUAUCACUAAUGGUCAUGAGCUUUGUGAUGCUCUUCCCCGAAUCGCCCCGAUGGCUGAUCAAAAGAGGUCGCAGCGAGGAGGCGCGCGAGAUUUUGGCGGCGCUGGACGACGUCGACCCUCAUUCGGAACAGAUCACUCUCGAUAUUCGCGAUAUUGAGACCUCCCUAGCUAUUUCCGGAACCGGUUCGUGGAAGGAUAUGCUGAAGAUGGGCGAGCAGCGACUCUUCCAUCGCACCGUUCUCGCCUGUAUGGGUCAAAUGUUUCAGCAGAUGUGCGGAAUCAAUCUAAUCACUUUCUACGCCACGACCAUUUUCGAACAAUAUCUCAAGCUCUCUCCCAUCCAGUCGCGUGUCCUGGCCGCAUCCAUGUGCCUAACACAGCCGCUGGGCGGCCUGCUGGCCUAUUUUACCAUCGACCGUCUCGGUCGCCGCGUGCUCAUGCUGUGGAGUGCUGUCGGGAUGUCAAUCUCUAUGGCCAUCCUGGCUGGCACCACUUCCGUCCAAGAUAACACCGGCAGCUUGGUCUGCGCCGUCGUGUUCCUUUUCGUCUUCGAAUUCAUCUUCACAGUCGGAUACUCCGGCUUGACCUUCCUGUACGCCACAGAGGUCGCUCCCCUCCAGUGUCGAGCAUCUAUCAGCGCCGUCUCCGCGGCCGCCGUCUGGACUUUUAACUUCCUCCUCGCUGAGGUCACGCCCGUCGGCUUCGCUACCAUCGACUACCAGUACUAUAUUAUCUUCGCUGUGCUGAACGCCGCCAUCGUGCCGACUGUGUAUUUCUUCUUCCCGGAGACUAGCGGCCGCAGCCUCGAGGAAAUCGAUGAGAUCUUCUUGCAGUCGCGCAGUAUAUUCGAUCCGCCUCGCAUUGCUCGCUCGCUUCCCCGAAUGCACGUUGCCGAUCCUCAUGGGUUGGAUCUCGACGCCAAGGAUGUUGGAAGCGGUGAUGAGGCCACGGGCGAGAAGCCCAAAGUGUAA
Messenger RNA from Penicillium roqueforti, 4026 nucleotides. RefSeq names its product putative MFS sugar transporter. The transcript has 14 exons. Gene Ontology annotation, biological process: transmembrane transport. The coding region runs from base 1 to 4026 and encodes 1341 amino acids. The record is from RefSeq and is a predicted model, not a curated record. NCBI's taxonomy places the organism in Eukaryota, Fungi, Ascomycota, Eurotiomycetes, Eurotiales, Aspergillaceae. Gene Ontology annotation, molecular function: transmembrane transporter activity. Gene Ontology annotation, cellular component: membrane.